Ostreococcus lucimarinus CCE9901 is the source of this 987-nucleotide messenger RNA. RefSeq lists its product with no specific name. The transcript has a single exon. Gene Ontology annotation, molecular function: serine-type endopeptidase activity. The coding region runs from base 1 to 987 and encodes 328 amino acids. Gene Ontology annotation, biological process: proteolysis. The record is from RefSeq and is a predicted model, not a curated record. NCBI's taxonomy places the organism in Eukaryota, Viridiplantae, Chlorophyta, Mamiellophyceae, Mamiellales, Bathycoccaceae.
AUGCGAUUCGCUCGUUUAUUUGCCGUGUUUGCCGACGACAAGGAAGUCAACGCACUUCGCACGUGCGUUCCCGCGCUAGAUUUCGAAGAAGACGUUGAAGUGUUUUCACAAGGCGUGACAACCUGGUCCAGAGACCGUCUGAACGGUAGAGACGGGCUUGAUGGUAAGUUGCUUCCUCGCGAUCCCCCUGAAGAUGGCUAUGGGAGCAUCGUGCACGUUUAUCUGCUUGACACGGGUGUGAGAAGGACGCACGUGGAAUUCAAAGAUCAAGCGUUUGGGCGCGGCGUCGAUUUAGUCGACGAUGACGCCGAACCUGAUGACUGCGAUGGUCACGGUAGUCACGUGGCUUCGACCAUCAAUCAAAUCGCGUAUAGCGGCAAGACAGUUCUCCACUCUGUGAGAGUUCUCGACUGUAACGGAAAUGGUGAGCUCUCGGGGCUGAUUGAGGGACUUGAAUGGGUGCUCGGUGUGGCGACGCCGUCCGAGCCAGCCGUGGUCAGUUUAGCGCUCGGAGUGCGAAAUGGAAUUUGGUCACGCGCACUCGAACGCGUCGUCCAAACGCUCACUGGACGUGGAGUAUUCAUCGUUUGCGCCGCUGGUAACCAAAAAGGAGACGCAUGCACGAUUUCGCCUGGAAACGUCGCGGAGACGCUGACUGUCGCAGCCAGCGAUCAAGCAGACGCGCCGUACGCCUAUGGAAACUCUGGAAGGUGCGUUGAUUUAUUCGCGCCCGGCGUGCAAAUUCUCGGUGCAUGCGGUGGAAGCACUGCGUGUGAGCAUCCAAGCGACACGGCAUAUGCAUUUCAAAGCGGUACGAGUAUGGCGGUCGCGCACGCCGUCGGCGCAGCGACGCGCCUUCUUAUGUUUUCCCCACGCAUGAGCCCUGAAAAUUUGAAGAAGCAUCUCACAUCAACUGCGUCGCGCGACAAAAUUCGAGGUGGGUCAUUACUCCCAGGAACUCCGAAUCUACUGUUGUACGUGAAAUAA